Messenger RNA from Vigna angularis (adzuki bean), 1306 nucleotides. Its product is annotated as probable jasmonic acid carboxyl methyltransferase 2. Gene Ontology annotation, molecular function: S-adenosylmethionine-dependent methyltransferase activity. NCBI's taxonomy places the organism in Eukaryota, Viridiplantae, Streptophyta, Magnoliopsida, Fabales, Fabaceae. The transcript is spliced from 4 exons. Bases 37 to 1146 code for a protein of 369 amino acids. Gene Ontology annotation, biological process: methylation. The record is from RefSeq and is a predicted model, not a curated record.
CUGUGUGUGAGAGAGAGAUAUAUUCAUAUAUAGAUCAUGGCUUCAUUCCAUUCAUCAAAUGCAAGAGAACUAUUGGUUCACAUGAAUGGUGGCAAGGGGGAGAGAAGUUAUGCAAAUAACAGCUCGCUGCAAAAAAACCUAAUGCUUAAAGCCAAACACAUACUUGAAGAAACUAUCACGACACUCGAUUGUCGUUUUUCUCCAAACUGCAUGAAAGUGGCAGAUUUAGGUUGCUCUGUGGGACCAAAUACACUUCUUUUAAUAUCAAAUGUUGUUAGCAUUGUUGAUACUGCAUGCACUCGCUUAAACCGUGAACUACCUAUGUUCCAGUUUUAUCUCAAUGAUUUAUUCGAAAAUGAUUUCAAUACCACCUUCAAGUCACUUCCAGAUUUUUACACAAAACUGCUACAAAACGAAGAAAACAGGUCUGCUUCAUGCUUUAUUAAUGCCACACCUGGAUCCUUCUACGGAAGGCUCUUUCCCAGUAAUUCCAUAAACCUUUUUCAUUCCUCCAACAGUCUACACUGGCUUUCUCAGGAUCCAUUAUUGGGGUGUAAGGAUGUAGCAUCCCUUAACAAGGGUCAUUGUCAUAUAGUAAGCACAAGCCCUACUGAGGUAUACAAAGCUUACCUUAAGCAGUAUCAACAAGACUUAAAAUUGUUUCUGAAAUCACGUUCUGAGGAACUUGUGCCUGGAGGAGCAAUGGUCUUGUUGUUCCUUGGUAAUCAGGAAAAUCCUAGAAUAACAGGUUGGGAACUAAUUAGUAUAAUACUCAAUGAGAUGUUCUUGGAGGGUAUGAUUGAAGAAGAAAAAUUGGAGUCCUUCAACAUACCAGUGUACGAACCAACUGUUGAAGAACUUAGAAACGUGAUUCUGGAAGAAGGGUCAUUCUUGAUUCAACGAUUGGAGAUUUUAAUCUUACCUUGGGAUGACGGCAUGAGUGAAGGGACUGAUGAUAUAAAAGCAGCACUAAUGGCCAAGCAUGUAAGAGCGAUUAUGGAGCCUCUAAUGUCUACAAAGUUUGGUGCAGAAGUUAUAACUGAAGUGUUCGUGAGGUAUCAGAAGAAAGCAGUGCAUCUAAUGGAGGUGGAGAAGGAGAAAUUGGAGUUUGCUACUAUUAUGAUAUCUAUGACAAAAAAUGCUUGAAGUGGUGUUUCAAUAGAAGAUUUUCUCUGUUAAUAAAGUUAUGUUAUCUUGGUUGUUUUGUUAAAAGUUAUCUGUUAUUGAUGUAUGAAAACAUUCUUAUAUUGUAACAACAGUGAUAAAUGAGAAAGGUGAAAAUGUUUUCGUUGAUCAUGAAACAAAA